ACAAUCCCUUACCGCAGCUCUAUAUAUCUGGCUUCACCCAGCGCAAAUCCUCCGCUCUCAUCUGUUCCUCAAGCAAAAUCCGGCAAUGGUGGGAGGGAGAGAGAUAUCAUCAUAAGCUUGGAGUGGUGAUCGCUCAAAUUAGGGUUUCUUCGUGUUGUCUAAUCACGGCUCCUCUUCGAGCCUGUGCGCGGCACUUCAACCGCGUCUAUCUUCGUCGCCCACAAGUGGAGAACCUCCCGGACAAGAAGCGGGGCGUGGGGCUCCUCGCCCUUGACAUGCACCGCUGCCCUUCCCCUCACGGUGGCCGUGGUGCCCUUCCUUCCGCAGGCGGAAGCCCAUCCGACCUCCUCUUCCUUGCUGGUGGCGGCCAUCUCUCCGCGCUAUCUUUCUCUUAACUAACUCUGUCCCUCUCUCUCUCUCUCUAUAUAUUCCUUCCCAGUCUUUCUUACUUCGUCUAAAGUUUAGAGAUGCUAACCAUCAAAAGGGUCCCGACCGUCCUUUCUAAUUACCAGGAAGAGUCUUCCGGAUGCGGCCGCAACUGCCUUGGGGAUUGCUGCCUUCCCGUCUCCAAGCUUCCUCUUUAUGCCUUUAGUCAGAGGUCGCCGGUUGUGGCUUCUCCUGCUCAGGGAGAUCUCUCAUCUGAUUUUUUUCUGAACGAUCUCUUAUUUGGACAGUGGGAGGAUCGCAUGAGCCGAGGAUUGUUUAGGUAUGAUGUGACUGCUUGUGAAACAAAGGUGAUUCCAGGGGAGCAUGGUUUUGUAGCGCAACUCAAUGAGGGGCGCCAUCUCAAGAAAAGACCGACCGAGUUCAGGGUUGAUAGGGUCCUGCAACCUUUUGAUUCAAGCAAAUUUAACUUUACCAAGGUUGGCCAGGAAGAGGUCUUGUUCCGAUUUGAGGCUGGUGAAGAUGAUACAGCUUGCUUCUUUGAGAAUGCUUCUGUCGAUAAGGGUGUUCGUCUUAAUGUUGUUGCUAUUAAUGUGAGUCCGAUCGAGUACAGCCACGUUCUACUGAUUCCCCGUGUGCUUGAGUGUUUGCCUCAAAGGAUUGAUCCAGAAAGCUUACUACUUGCACUUCACAUGGCAGUCGAAGCAGGAAGUCCCUACUUCAGGCUGGGUUAUAACAGUUUGGGUGCCUUUGCCACCAUUAACCAUUUACACUUCCAGGCGUAUUACUUGGCAAUGCCUUUUCCUGUGGAGAAAGCACAAACUAAGAAGAUUCAUAUUAUUGGAGGUCUGGCCAAGAAUGGUGAUGUAAAGAUCUCAAGUCUUGUCAACUACCCAGUGAGGGGCCUAGUUUAUGAAGGCGGAAAUAGCCUAAAAGACUUGGCUGAUGUUGUUGCUCAAUCCUGCAUUUGCCUUCAAGAAAAUAACAUCCCAUUUAAUGUGCUUAUUUCUGACUGUGGUAGGAGAAUUUUUAUAUUUCCACAGUGCUAUGCUGAGAAACAGGCCCUUGGGGAAGUGAGCCAGGAGCUCCUAGAAACACAAGUGAACCCUGCAGUGUGGGAGAUUAGUGGCCACAUGGUGCUCAAACGGAGGAAGGAUUAUGAUGAGGCAUCUGAGGAAUAUGCAUGGAGACUCUUGGCUGAGGUUUCCCUUUCUGAGGAGAGGUUCGAAGAGGUGAAAUCCUUUAUAUUUGGGGCCACUGGUACUGUGGAGGCUGAGAAGGAUGAGAUGGAGACAAAGAUGAAUGAAGAAGAAGCCUUCCCGCUCACAUCCACUGUGUCUACUUUCCCAGAAAGCUGUUUGGUUCUGCAGUGAAGGAUGUGGCUUAUAUUGUCCUUCUACUUUCUUUGUGUGCUUCAGCCAGCAGUCUUUGGGAGAAAAUAAUACAGUUGGUAUAUAACUGUAGUUGUAUGUGGAUGCUUUAUUCUAUGUUGCUUCUUUUUAUUUCUGCUUCUGUGCACCUUUGGCUUGUAAAUGCUUAAUGCAGAUGUUUUAAGUGGUUUGAAUUA
Messenger RNA from Phalaenopsis equestris, 1951 nucleotides. Its product is annotated as GDP-L-galactose phosphorylase 1-like. Bases 468 to 1757 code for a protein of 429 amino acids. Gene Ontology annotation, molecular function: GDP-D-glucose phosphorylase activity. NCBI's taxonomy places the organism in Eukaryota, Viridiplantae, Streptophyta, Magnoliopsida, Asparagales, Orchidaceae. Gene Ontology annotation, cellular component: cytoplasm. The transcript is spliced from 6 exons. Gene Ontology annotation, biological process: glucose metabolic process. The record is from RefSeq and is a predicted model, not a curated record.